CCCUCAAAAGAAUCUAAGUUGGCGCCAUAGCCUCCCCAAGAUCACUGAAAACCUCGACUCCGAGUUGACCUAAAACCCCAUAUUGGGCUGACCAUGGCUGAGCUCAUCACUCCCAUGGACAUCGACGGCGACGAUACCAACCCCUCCUCUCUAAAACCCAACAACGACAAGGGCAAAAACGUCGCCGUUUCCGGCCCCAUCCACGGCGAAGCCACUCCUUGGGUCGAGAAGUACCGCCCUCAGUCCCUCGCCGACGUCGCCGCCCACCGCGACAUUGUCGACACCAUUGACAGGUUGGCUAGUGAGAACAGAUUGCCACACCUCCUGCUGUAUGGCCCUCCUGGCACUGGGAAAACUUCGACAAUUCUUGCCGUGGCACGCAAACUCUAUGGUGCACAGUAUCGUAAGAUAAUUCUCGAGCUGAAUGCGUCGGAUGACAGGGGAAUUGAUGUUGUGAGGCAACAGAUCCAGAAUUUUGCAAGCUCACAGGGUUUGGAAACGGAAAAGGUACCUGUGAAGUUGGUCUUACUGGAUGAGGCAGAUGCUAUGACUAAGGAUGCUCAAUUUGCUUUGAGAAGAGUGAUUGAGAAAUACACGAAGAACACUAGGUUUACACUGAUCUGUAACCAUGUCAACAAGAUUAUUCCUGCGUUACAGUCAAGAUGCACACGUUUCCGGUUUGCUCCACUUGAUUCUUUUCAUGUAAAAGACCGACUAAAACAUGUUAUAGAUGCUGAAGGGCUUGAUGUAUUUGAGAAUGGCUUAGCAGCAGUUGUACGGCUGAGCAAUGGUGACAUGAGAAAGGCUCUGAACAUUCUGCAGUCAACUCAUAUGGCUUCACAGAAGAUAACAGAAGAAGCAGUAUAUCUUUGCACAGGAAAUCCAUUGCCUAAGGACAUUGAGCAAAUAUCUCACUGGCUUUUGAACGAGUCAUUUACAGAGGCUUUCAAACGAAUUUCUGAUAUGAAGACAAUAAAGGGAUUGGCCCUGGUAGAUAUUGUAAGAGAAGUGACUAUGUUUGUUUUUAAGAUCAAGAUGCCACCAGAUGUUCGAGUUUUGUUAAUCAAUGAUUUAGCUGACAUAGAGUACAGGUUGAGCUUUGGGUGCAACGAUAAAUUGCAACUUGGAUCAAUAAUUGCUACUUUUACGAAAGCUCGCUCUGCACUUGUUGCUGCUGCAAAGUAGUUAUGCUGGUCUUUUUGUGGCUUUUGAUUGAAGUCAAAGAAUGUGAAGAGUUAUGUCUUUAGUUUGAACAGUUGAGACUUAAGCUUUGGUAGUAGUUUUCACCAUGUACUUCUGAUGUGCACAGCAUUCCUCAGAUAUUCACUUUCUUUUGUUGUCC
Fragaria vesca subsp. vesca is the source of this 1342-nucleotide messenger RNA. RefSeq names its product replication factor C subunit 5-like. Gene Ontology annotation, biological process: DNA repair; DNA-templated DNA replication. The transcript is spliced from 9 exons. Bases 94 to 1185 code for a protein of 363 amino acids. Gene Ontology annotation, molecular function: ATP hydrolysis activity; DNA clamp loader activity; ATP binding. The record is from RefSeq and is a predicted model, not a curated record. Lineage: Eukaryota; Viridiplantae; Streptophyta; Magnoliopsida; Rosales; Rosaceae. Gene Ontology annotation, cellular component: DNA replication factor C complex; nucleus.